AUGCUCAGCGAAGAGCUCAAAUCAGUACUUGAAGAUCCUAACAUUUUCCAUUACCAACACCUGUGGUUAAAAGAGGAUAACGCCGAGCAAAGAGACGUAUUGGAGCUGUUUGCAUUCGGCAGUUUUAAUGAUCUGAAUUCUCAUUCUCAAUUGGCUUCACGACUCACCGAGCUAAUGUUGAUGAAAUUGAGAAAGCAGACUAUCAUAUCUUUAAGUGAAAGCUACAGAGAGGUUUCAUAUGACAUGAUACGCAAAAGCUGCCAAAUGAACGAUUCACACGAUAUUGAGGUAAUGCUAAUUCAAUUGCGUGACAUAUUACAAAUACGGCUCGAUUCCGUAAAAGAGACUGUUACCUUCACUCAGUGUCACAAUUGCAGAGAUGUGUAUACUCAUGAAAGAGAUCUACGAGUUGUUAACGAGGGAAAUAUAGUCACAAAAGACAAGCUUCUAAAAAAUUUGAAUUCUUGGAAGCGUAAAUUGCUUGACGAUAUUUUGAGUGUGUAA
Zygotorulaspora mrakii is the source of this 504-nucleotide messenger RNA. It is a transcript of the gene CSN9, whose product is annotated as Csn9p. Gene Ontology annotation, biological process: cytoplasmic translational initiation. Gene Ontology annotation, cellular component: eukaryotic translation initiation factor 3 complex. Bases 1 to 504 code for a protein of 167 amino acids. The transcript has a single exon. Lineage: Eukaryota; Fungi; Ascomycota; Saccharomycetes; Saccharomycetales; Saccharomycetaceae. The record is from RefSeq and is a predicted model, not a curated record.